This is a messenger RNA of Papaver somniferum (opium poppy), 1191 nucleotides long. Its product is annotated as ras-related protein Rab2BV-like. The record is from RefSeq and is a predicted model, not a curated record. The transcript has 3 exons. NCBI's taxonomy places the organism in Eukaryota, Viridiplantae, Streptophyta, Magnoliopsida, Ranunculales, Papaveraceae. Gene Ontology annotation, molecular function: GTPase activity; GTP binding. The coding region runs from base 182 to 832 and encodes 216 amino acids. Gene Ontology annotation, cellular component: endosome.
UUAACUUCACCAUCCAUUCCCCAAAAAGUAUUUAUUAACUUAUAUAAAUAAAUUAAUCUCCCGCAAUUUCCUCAAAUAAUCGUCUCAUUAUCCUUUCUUUCUUCUUCACACAAAUCGAUUGGUUCAAUUUUGCUCGCUCUGAUUUGCAUUUCUGGUUUUGUGAAUUAAGGAGAAGAAAGGUAUGGCGAAGGUAGAUCAGGAAUAUGAUUAUUUAUUCAAGAUCGUAUUGAUUGGUGAUUCAGGUGUUGGGAAAUCUAAUAUUCUUUCCAGAUUUACAAGGAAUGAGUUUUGUUUGGAAUCUAAAUCAACUAUUGGUGUUGAAUUUGCUACCAGAACUUUGCAGGUGGAUGGAAAGACAAUUAAGGCUCAGAUAUGGGAUACAGCAGGUCAAGAAAGGUAUCGAGCAAUCACCAGUGCUUACUACAGAGGAGCUGUGGGAGCACUCUUGGUCUAUGAUACAACAAAGAGGCAAACCUUUGACAAUGUGCAAAGGUGGCUCCGUGAACUUAGGGAUCACGCUGACUCGAACAUUGUAAUUCUGCUGGCUGGUAAUAAAUCAGAUUUGAAACAUCUCAGGGCAGUAAAUGAGGAUGAUGCUCAAGUUAUAGCUGAAAAGGAAGGACUCUCAUUUCUUGAGACGUCGGCAUUGGAGGCACUAAACAUAGAGAAGGCUUUUCAGACUAUUUUGACAGAAAUCUAUCACAUUGUAAGCAAGAAGGCAUUGGCAGCCCAGGAAGCAGCUGCAUCAGCCGGACUCCCUGGCCAAGGUACCACCAUUAACGUUGCUGAUGCAUCAGGAAAUUCAAGCCAGAGAAACUGCUGUUCUAAUUAAUGAAAGAGGAAAGCAAUCUCUUAUAAAAUGUGAGAAAAAUAGUAAGCGACCAUUGCACAGACAAUUUUUUUUUCUUCUCUUGGUUUCUUUAGAAAUGGUCGCAAGCGGAUACGGUGAUCCAUCUAGUCUAGGCUGUUUGUGUUUUACUUUCUCUUGGUGGUUUGUGUUCAAAAUUGGUACUGACUGGUUCGACAGAAAAGAUGGAUAUACGGAAAAAGCCAGUAGAUAUAGGUGGUUGAAGAAGCAAGAAUAUACAUUUGUAAGCUGUACUAGUGACUAGUGUUGUCUCUUUGUUUAUUUUGUUAUGAGUUUUGCUCACCUAACUUUUGUAUUAAUAAAAUAGAAAAAUAUUUUUUACA